ACAUUAUAAUAAAGAAAAAGGUUAGUGGAUUAUUUUUUAUAGAAAAUCAACUCGUGUAUUUCUUGGGGAUAACAAAAUCUUUGACUAUCCUAAUAGAAAAUUUUCAAUGAAAAUCAGCUUUCAUGUUUAAUUUGAAUAGUUUACUGUGAACUACUUGUUAACAUGAAGCCAAUUAAUCUGGUCAAGCGAAAGUAAAACGUUUAAAAUAAAUACAAAGAUACUUGUGUUAAAAGUUUAAUUAACUUUGUAACUGCUUUGUGAUAAAAAUAAGUACAGUGAAUUAUUCGGCACAACCAUAAUAUACUUUGAAUGAAAUCAUUCAGAAUUUCAUAAGACGUAUAACAUUUAAAAGGGGAUCCUCCAUAUAAUAUGGUUGAUUCAAAUACUAUUAGUUCCAAGAAUUAUCAUUCAGAACUGCAAAAUAGGUUAUACUUUUCAAGUGGUUCAAAUCAGGAUAUGAAAAUCCCUUAUCCAUGUACUUGUUGCAAGCGAAAUUCCCCUUCUAUAUUUUCACCACGAUGUAUGAAUGUUUGUGCAGACUUUGAUACUCCAGCCAUAAACUAUAAUCUCAAUUUAUCGACAACCAAUUUUUCAGAUAAUAACCUCAACCCAUUUUCUCAGUUUACUUCUUUAUCAAAAUCCAAAGAUUCUUUCUCCAGUGUUUUGAACAAUGAACAACACAAUUAUAUAAAUGAUAAUUCCCUUCGACCUAAAAUCUCGUCUCCCAUUAAUUCUUCUCUAACCAUUCUGAAAUGUGAUGAGUUCUCUACGUCUAAACUUAAUUUGGGAAAUUCUGUUGAGUUGCCUACAAAUCAACUGGCUAUAUCAAACGAAGGUGAUAGCAUAUGUGAUGAUAUGGAGAUAAUUAAUAAAAAGGGCACUGAAGAAAAUAAUAAUAUUACGAGUUAUCAUCAAGUCAUUCACACUGAUAAUCCAUACCACAUGAAUCAGUCUAAUCCGAAUCUUCUUAAACUUUUGUCGAACUGUAAUCAGUUAGUCAGAAACUCAUCAGUCGAAAUAUUACCAUCUUUGUAUUCACCGCUACCUUCAUUAUCAACUGUUAAUACGCUACAUCCAUUUAACAAUCAUGUUACAAGAUUAGACUCUUUAAUGCUAGAUAAUACUUCAAAAUGUCUCAGUGAGAAUUGUAUAACCGAAAAUAUGGAAAAAUAUAAUCAAACUAAGAAUGAAGAUAAUAUUGUUAACGAAAGGUCCGAUGAUUAUAUGGAUAGCAAAUCAACUUAUCCGAAUAAAAAUUCCUUGUGGAUGUUUAAUAGUUGCACCAACCCAAAUAACACAGCCGGAUUUGAAGAACCAUUUGAUGUCAGUCACACAAUGCAAGAGGUUAUCAAAUCUUCUAUUUGUAAUUAUCCUUCAAAUAUAUACAAUUCUUCAUUGUCACUACCAAUAGCCUUUCCACCCUCCCCUUCUGCUUCACUGACUCAUAAUUAUGAAUCAUUACAGGUGGAAAAACCUGCCAUAAACUUUGUAAAUCAUGCUCAGGUUACCACUAAUCCUUGCAUGAUACAACAUGACAUGCAGCAUUCAACUUCAACUAACUAUUCAUCAUCGUGUUCUUCUUCAUCAUCAUCAUCAUCAUCAUCAUCAUCAUUAUCGUCUGAGCAUCAGCAACAACAGCAGUCACAUCACUGUUUUCCUCAGACUGAUAUUGCUUCAUACUUACCAUCACAAAUUAAUUCGAUAGAAUGUAGUGAUAAACAUCAAUAUCGUUUAACUGAUAUGCCCUGUCCACGUCGUCAGGAACAACAGAAUCGACAAAAAAAGUUGUUUAUUCACUUUCCAACACCAACAGAAACCGUCAAAUUGAUGCCUAAACAUUUGAUGAUGACUAAUGCACAACAUCAAAGUCAACAGCAACUCACAGACGACCUUCUUGAAAGUGAAUCUCACUCAGUAAUCAAUAAGCUUGGCAUGGAAUAUACCUCUCAAGCAACCAUAGACAAACAAUCUGUGCUUCAUGAAACUCCUCAGUGUGUACAAUGUGGAAAAUUCAAUAUUGAAAAUCAACAAUGGGUUUUCGACGGAAUUACUGAACUUUAUUUAUGCAAUGAAUGUAAUCAACAAGUCAACUAUGACAAUAAUAGAAUUAAGUCAACAAGAAAAAUGAAACAUCUACCAAGCAUAAAUGCACCGGCUGAUAAAGCUAAGCCAUUCUUUGAUCCAUUACUGAAUUAUGGUACACGGAAUAGAAAUCGAUCAGGUUUAGAUCAAGAUAAUGGGAGUUUGUCUCUUCUUAUAUGGAAUGAUGCCAAAUCUUACUCUAAAGAUCCUUCAUUUAUAUUCAAUCCUACGGACAAUUUUAAUGAGAUAGAUAAACACUUGCAAAUACAAUCACCUCAAGAGAUUUCAAACUAUUCUACAUGGUCACAAUAUACAACGAACGUGAUGAAGGAUGCGGCUGUUACUAGGGUACCAAUCGAUCCAAUACAUAGUGAAGAAAACAUCUCAAAGUCAUCUAAUUCAUUAAAUAUUCCAAACUCUACACGUCGUUCAGGACAAUUUUGUACCAAUUGUAAUACUUCAGCAACUACCCUAUGGCGUCGUAAUACGGAAGGAGAACCAGUUUGUAAUGCAUGUGGAUUAUAUUAUAAACUGCACAAGAUAAACCGUCCAAUAUCUAUGAAGAAAGAAGGGAUUCAAACUCGCAAGAGAAAACCAAAAAUGAACACACUAAAAUCUAAUCAGUUAUAUGUACCGAAUCUCUCUCGAGGUUCUGGAAAACCUAUGAACAAAUUAGUGACGCGCAUGGAUGGUUCUAAACAGCUUUCUAACCAAUCUCCAUAUAAAACCCGACAUCAUCACAUUCCUUACAAAGGAACAGAGGUUGAAAGUCACCAUUCUAUUCCACCUAGAUUUGUAGCUUUCCCAAAUUUGUUUUAUGAUGAACAAAGCAUGAAAAAACAAAAUCUGGAUGAAAACAAAUCGAAUGCAUUGGAUUCGUUAUUUCAUUCUCAUUCAUUAAAUGAAGUUCAUCCAAUGCAUACUACAACACGUACCCCCCAAUUUCCUCCACCGGUUUCACUAUCUCAUCAUCACCGAGUGAAUAUAAACGAACCCAACAGUUCAGUUAGCGAUAUUCAUUACAAUCAAUAUGGUGACCAAGUUGAAAACACUGCGAUGAUGAUCAAUCGGUUACCGAUAUUGAAUAAAGUAACAGGAGAGAAUUGUAUAAAUUCAUUAUUAAUCUGGUCUAACACGUCGAGAACAAACGAUGAUUCGAUGAAUACUGUAUUAUUAACCAACUUUAUAGAGUUAGACCGUAAUCAUAAUCAGACUAUCACUGAAGACGAUAAUGAGAAUAGUAAUAACAAUAAUAAUGAGAAUAGUGAUAAACACUCCAAUAUCCCGAUUGAUUUUUCAAAUACAGUUGUCGACUUUAUAAAUUUUCAAUAUCAAGAAAUCCAUGAAAAAUCCGAAACUUCAAAUUUACUACAUCCAAACUUUGAACAGAAAACUAUGGUGACUGACGAUGUAGUGAGUAAUGAGAAGUCAACAAUCUAUCAUACUGCAAGUUUACAACUGAAAUAAGUUUUUUCUAGUCGUGAUUAUUUUCCAUAGUGCCAUUAAUACGAACUCAAUAACUCAAGAACAAUCAGUAAAUUUAAUGAAUCCACUAGAACCAAAUUUUCCAUCACCAUCAAACUUCAGCCAUUCUUCAGAAAUAUAACGGAAAAAGUUGUUAAUUAACCCCUUCCCAUAAAUGAAGCACAAGGCAGUUCAAAAUACCGAGUGGAUCAAACUAUUGCUUGGACGAAGAAUAAUUUUCCCUCGAUUUUUUUUUCUCCUGUUUCUGUUGUACAUUUGAAUAGAUUUGUGCAGUUUUGGAGGAAUCAAAUAACUUCUGUCAACUUAACUCACCAAAUUUAAUCAAUGUGAAGACAACAUUUGAUUUGAAAUUGCUAAUUAUGUUGUCUUAUGAAAACUUGUAUAUGAAUUAAAGUCUUUUCAUAUUGAUUAACAUGAGUUAUCUAUUACAGAAAACUAUUUAGACAAAUAUAUACUACAUAUAAUAUUAUAAUUAUUCUUGAACUAAGUCAGUCAUCCAGUUAAACAAUGAACUUGUUAGAACUCUUGUGAUUAUUCUAUUAUCAAUAAUCAAUAAACCCUUACUAUCUUUCUAGUUGUUCAUGUUUGUUUCUAUUCUUUUGGUUAAACUGUUUUCUUUUCUUUUUGCAAUGACAAGUAAUAAAAUGUAAUCUGUUCUCUAU
Messenger RNA from Schistosoma bovis, 4229 nucleotides. The record is from the annotation of a GenBank genome assembly. NCBI's taxonomy places the organism in Eukaryota, Metazoa, Platyhelminthes, Trematoda, Strigeidida, Schistosomatidae.